ACUGCAGACAUAGUACAGGAGAUGGUCAGAGACUGCCGGCAUACUACAGGAGAUGGUCAGAGACUGCAGACAUAUUACAGGAGACGGUCAGAGACUGCAGACAUACUACAGGAGAUGGUCAGAGACUACGGACAUACUACAGGAGACGGUCAGAGACUGUGGACAGGAUACAGGAGACUGCGGACAGGAUACAGGAGUCUGCGGACAGGAUACAGGAGACUGUGGACAGGAUACGGGAGACUGUGUACAGGAUACGGGAGACUGCGGACAGGAUACAGGAGACUAUGGGCAGGAUACAGGAGACUGCGGACA
This is a messenger RNA of Staurois parvus, 312 nucleotides long. Lineage: Eukaryota; Metazoa; Chordata; Amphibia; Anura; Ranidae. The record is from the annotation of a GenBank genome assembly.